Molecule: messenger RNA, 2647 nt
Organism: Sitodiplosis mosellana (orange wheat blossom midge)
Lineage: Eukaryota; Metazoa; Arthropoda; Insecta; Diptera; Cecidomyiidae
Product: gamma-soluble NSF attachment protein-like
Exons: 8
Coding region: 500-1567 (355 amino acids)
Biological process (GO): intracellular protein transport
Cellular component (GO): SNARE complex; vacuolar membrane
Molecular function (GO): syntaxin binding; soluble NSF attachment protein activity
Source: RefSeq, a predicted model, not a curated record
GUCAUAUCGCAAACGUGUGCGUGCGCAAUAUCUGUCAUUUUUCAUUGAAAACAUCGUCGCAAAGGAAAACAGUAAAAAGUGUAUCACGAAGACACACUACCAUCAAAUAAUCAAGAGAAACAGAGGAGAGAUAGGGAAAAAAACCACUCGCAAACCAAAUUAUGAUUAUAUUGAUAUUUUCAAAAAAAUCCAUUCCAUUUGACAAUCGACUAAGUGUUUUCUUUGUGGUGUAGACAAUUUACGCGUGAACAAUUUGUGUUUAGUUACAGCAAAACGAAAAGCAAAAAUCGCAUCAAUUGAAACCAUAAAUUUUUCGUGUUUGUGUUUGGAAAAUAAGCGACGAAAAUAUAUAGAUAUAUAUACAUAGAAAGAGAGAAAGAGAUUGAGAGAGUGAGAGACAGAGAGAUAGAAUUGUGUGCCACUUGGAAAAGUGCAAACCAGAAGUUUCACCUCUUGAAAACGCAAAUCCACAUAGAAAAUAUAUAUAUAUAUAUCGAAAAUGACGACCGUGGGCGAUGGAUUGGUGCAGAAAAAAGUGUCCGAGGCUCAGGAACACAUUCGACAAGCCGAGAAAAGUAUGAAAACAGGAUUCCUGAAGUGGCGACCAGAUUUUGAUGUUGCAGCCGAUGAAUAUCAAAAAGCAGCGACAUGCUAUCGAGUAGCCAAGCAAUUAGGACAAGCAAAAGAUUAUUUGUUGAAAGCAUCCGAUUGCUACAAGGAAAAUCGUUCGCUUUUCCAUGCUGCUAGAUGUUAUGAACAGAUCAUUUUGCUCUUGAAAGAGCAAAAUAAAACGGUAGAAAUGGUAGACUUUGCACAUCGAGCAUGUCAAUUGUAUCAACAGCAAGGUUCACCCGAGGCUGGCGCUGGAGCUCUCGAAAAAACCGCCAAAAUGGUCGAAUCCAAAGAUCCUGCCGCUGCCAUUAAUGUAUUACAACAUGCCGUCGAAGUUCUAAUGAUUGAGGAGUCAUCAUCACGACAAGCUGCUGAACAUUUAUCGAAAAUUUCACGACUUCAAAUACGCAUCGAACGGUAUGGUGAAGCAGCCGAUACAAUACGUCUCGAGAUUGGAAUACAUCAAGAAAAUGCAAAUGGUGCUGCCAUUGGUCGUUUGACCGUUGCUUUAGUUCUAGUUCAAUUGGUGCGUGAAGAUUCCGUCGCUGCUGAAAAAGCAUUUAAAGAAUGGGGCAAUUAUUGUGAUGUACAAGAAGCGGUCACACUUGAAACUCUUCUACAGGCUUAUGACGAUGAAGAUUGGGAAGGUGUACAACGGGCAUUGCAAUCACCAUUCAUCAAACACAUGGAUGUUGAUUAUGCUCGCCUAGCAAAUGCCAUUCCAUUGCCCGAAGGAAUUAAAAAUAUGCCGAAAGGUGCAACAAAGCCCACAGUCGUCUCGAAUGCACAACAAGCAUACACUUCACCACCACCGGAAGAGAUCGAGAAAGUGAAGGCGGCAACAAUUGCGGCUGGAAAUUGGCCGGCAGCUGGUGUAUCAAAUGCAGAUAGUAAAGAUCCACCGCCACCGUUCCCUGCUCAUGUCGAUGAUGAAGACGAAGAAGGCCUGUGUUAAAUGUAUCGCCAUCAGAAGAAAACAACAACCGAUUCUUAUAUAUUGUUUCCAAUUGCACGUUUACUCUAUUAUCAUAAUUUACCAAAAGAAAAAGAGAAAGAAAGAAAGAAACUGCAGUGAUUUUAAGGAAUUAGAAUUUAAGUGGACAAAAAAAUAACUGAUAAACAAAUAAAAGCAGACAGAAUACAAGAAAAACACCUUCAGAAUAUUUUCGAGAUAGCUGCAAGCAGAACAGAUGAAUAAUGGUGUGCAUCAAAUUUUUGAUUUGUUUCCAAAAACAUAUAAUUAUUGUUGUUUAUUGAUGGCAUCGAAUAACUAGAACUAAUUAUGACAACAGAGCAUAUAUAUUAAUAUAUAAAAACCAACAUAGAGAGAAUGAAUAUUUUUUUGAAAUAUUUAUUGACAAGAACCAGAAUAACAAAGAAAAAAAGUACGGUCAAUCGCUAAUCCACCUUCAAUUCACAUCUUUAAAUUUUCACUCUGUAGAAUAUUAAAAAAAAAAACGCGAAAAAUGAUUUUGACAAAAAAGCUAUGAAUUUUCGCUUUGUUCAUUUUAUGGAUCAAUUAUUUCAAAUCGCUAAAAUUCAUUUAAAGUUGGUAGUUACAAACAAACAAACAAACAAAAGAAAAAUCAUUUGGCAAAUGAGCGAAACGUAAAUCACAUUGAAAAGUGGCAUUUUUUUCUCUCACACAAAAUUGGCUAUAUAACUUCCGUUUGAAAAACAGAAUUCGCCUCUAGUCAGUCAUAUUUAAUCUCUAUAAUGAAAAUUCUUAUCACAACCACACAUUAUGCAUUUUUAAACAUAGGAAACAUUCUAUUGACAAUUUUUGCUAUAUUUGAAAUGAUUUUGUGUUUUUUUCUGUUUUUUUCUUCUUCUUCUUCUUCAUCGAUUCGCCGCUGUAAUCAACAAACAAAGAAAAAAAAAACCAUAAAACAAAAAGAUCUACAUAUUACUAAAGUGUUUCUAAAUAUUCGUUGGACUAAGUAUUUAAAAAAAAAAAAAAUUAAAAAUUAAAUUGAGAAUGAAAAUAAAUAUAGCAUUUUGUUGCCGUGUACGGUAAUGCCUAAUAAUAACAAUA